This is a messenger RNA of Racocetra persica, 191 nucleotides long. The record is from the annotation of a GenBank genome assembly. NCBI's taxonomy places the organism in Eukaryota, Fungi, Glomeromycota, Glomeromycetes, Diversisporales, Gigasporaceae.
UCGCCGUCGUCGCAGCUGGAGUAAUCACUGAUGAGUCACCGUCGUUGAAGCUGGAGCAAUCACUGAUGAGUUGCCGUCGUUGGUGUCGUAGUUUGAGUAUGGAUUUUGUCGCAUUUGACUUGAACAUUCUAGCUCAGGAAUUUCAGGAGAGUAUAAGCUUUGUCACUUUGGAUUUUGAACGCGUUUACUAA